UAAACCCUACAACCCAAAAACCCCAGUCCUUAGCUGGAACUCUAUCUUCUCUUGCUAUUCAUCCUCCAAAAUUAAGUUCAACAUCCAUUGCUUCUCACCAUUAAAAAUGGCUUCCUUCAUCGCAGUUCGCCCUCCUCUUCCAUUUUAUCUCUCCUCUAUCCUCAAAGUACGAUCCCAAUUCAACCCAUCUUCUUUCCCACCCUUAAUCCCUAACAUCAAAACCCUAAACUACCCGCUUCUCACUCGAUCUCUCUCCACGGCCUUCGCCUCCGCCAACGACUUUCCUCGACCCCCGCAGCCCGAUAAUCAAAACCCUCUUCAUCAUAAUCAGGGCUGGAACCACCAAUCUCAAGGUGGCGGAACUGUUCCUCCUCCGCCUGUACACUCUAAUUACACUCAAAGUCAUCGCCCCCAACAGCAACCAUCACCGCCAGCGCACCAGCAACCUCACUGGAAUCAGCAAAUUCAAGGGUUCCCAGUUCGUGAAAACCCUAACCAUGGGUACCCACAAGGUCAAUUUCCCGAUCAACGAUACACCCGUCAACAACCACCAUCGCCGCCGCAACAAAGCAAUUGGAAUCAACAAAAUCAAGGGCACCCAGUUCGUGGAAACCCUAAUCAUGGGUACCCACAAGGUCCUCCCGAACAAAGAUACAUCCGUCAACAACCACCAAUGCAACAGCCGCCACACUCGCCUCCAAGGAACCCUCUUGAGUGGAACAAUCAAGGCCCAAUUCAGGGCUCCCCUCCUCAGUGGAACAAUCAAGGCCCAAAUCAGGGCUCCCCUCCUCAGUGGAACAAUCAAGGCCCAAAUCAGGCCCCCUCUCCUCAGUGGAACAAUCAAGGCCAAAAUCAGGCCCAGAAAGGCCCAGUUGAAGCUCCAAAUGUGGACUUGAGGAGUAUGGCGAUGGAGGGGAAGGUGAAGGAGAUAAUUGAGUUGAUGGAGAAAGGUGCCAUAGCAGAUGGGGAAUGCUUUUAUGUUCUGUUUGAUAAAUGUGGGAACCCUAAGUUGCUACAAAAUGCGAAAAAAGUUCAUGAUUUCUUUCUCAGGUCUACAUUCAGGGGUGAACUUAGGUUGAUCAAUAGAGUCCUUGAAAUGUUUGCGAAAUGUGGGAGUAUGGUGGAUGCACGGCGUGUGUUCGAUCAUAUGCCUGACAGAGACAUUGAUUCAUGGCAUUUGAUGAUUAGGGGGUAUGCCAGUAACUCCCUAGGGGAUGAGGGGUUGCAGUUGUUUGAGAAGAUGAAGGAGCUGGGAUUGCAGCCGAAUAGUGAGACGUUUCAAGCUGUUUUGUAUGCGUGUGCGGGUGCAGAAGCUGUGGAAGAAGGGUUCAUCUAUUUGGAGAAGAUGAGAACUGAGCAUGGUAUUGAGCCGCAGAUGGAACAUUAUUUGGCUGUUUUGGAUGUGCUUGGAGCGUCUGGGCAUCUUAUUGAAGCUCGGGAGUAUGUAGAAAAGUUGCCAAUGCAGCCGAAUGUGGCAGCUUGGGAAUCACUGAGGGAUUAUGCUAGGUAUCAUGGGGAUUUGGAUCUUGAGGAUCAUCUAAAUGAGUUGAUAGCUGACCUUGAUCCUUCAAAGGCUGUUGCUGACAAGCUCCCUACCCCACCUCCAAAAAAGCGAAUGGCAGUGAAUCUUAUGGAAGGAAGGAACAGACUUCCAGAGUUUAAAAAUCCUUCUCUUUACAAAGAUGAUGAAAAAUAUAAGGCUGCUUUAAAGGAACAAGGUUACGUACCAGACACUAGAUAUGUUCUUCAUGACAUUGACCAGGAAGCCAAGGAGCAGGCCCUGCUUUACCACAGUGAGAGGUUAGCUAUAGCUUAUGGCUUGAUCAGUACCCCGCCAAGGACACCCCUCAGGAUCAUUAAGAACCUUCGGAUUUGUGGUGAUUGUCACAAUGCUAUUAAGAUCAUGUCUAGGAUUGUUGGGAGAGAAUUGAUUGUCAGGGAUAACAAGCGAUUCCAUCAUUUCAAGGAGGGAAAGUGUUCAUGUGGGGAUUACUGGUGAAGAUUUCCAUAUGAUCAAGAUUUCUUAGUAUGUGCAGUAAGUAUGUAUUGUGAGAGUUUUAUUGGAAAUCCUCUCAAGGUUAGGGAAUGCACAGUGACACUUGGUGACCAAGAAAGAAUUAGGAACUAGGCCUUUGUGCUACAGAUAAGGAUUUAACAGAAAUAGGCACUAGGCAAGUUAUCGUAUAUGUCUGAGUUUGAGUAUGCAGGUGAUCUUAUUCUAAUAUCACUUUGCCUUGUGUCAUGCUUAUGUUUCAUCAAUAUCAAUAUUUGGAAAUAUUUCAGUAUAAUUGAAAUUUCUGAAGAUCUAUUAACCUUAA
Molecule: messenger RNA, 2318 nt
Organism: Spinacia oleracea (spinach)
Lineage: Eukaryota; Viridiplantae; Streptophyta; Magnoliopsida; Caryophyllales; Amaranthaceae
Product: pentatricopeptide repeat-containing protein At2g15690, mitochondrial
Exons: 1
Coding region: 107-1999 (630 amino acids)
Biological process (GO): RNA modification
Molecular function (GO): RNA binding; zinc ion binding; protein binding
Source: RefSeq, a predicted model, not a curated record